This is a messenger RNA of Chenopodium quinoa (quinoa), 1952 nucleotides long. RefSeq lists its product as uncharacterized. The coding region runs from base 695 to 1720 and encodes 341 amino acids. The record is from RefSeq and is a predicted model, not a curated record. The transcript is spliced from 6 exons. Lineage: Eukaryota; Viridiplantae; Streptophyta; Magnoliopsida; Caryophyllales; Amaranthaceae.
UAUAACGUGUCUGAGUGUGUAUGACAAGGUGGGUGAUUAAAGGUUUCAUCUUUGCUUGAUUUCUGGACACUUACCGUAGCUAAUCAUUGAUUCAAUUUGAGCUUUGCUUGAUUUCUGGACACUUACCGUUGCUAAUCAAUGAUCCAAUUCGAGCUUACUUGCGAUUUGCAUGAAUGUAAGGCUCAAUUAGAGCUUAGUUUGAUUUCUGGACACUUACCGUUGUUGAUCAGUGAUUCAAUUAGAACUUACUUGCGAUUUGCAUGAAUGUAAGCAGUUCAGCUAUUGUGAAAAUGGAUUUGGGAGGACUAAAUUGUUUGAUCCUUUUUAUGCUGUUGUUCAAGUGUUGGGAGGUGGGAUUAAGCUGUUUCUUUUAUGCUGGCCGCAGCUCAGUCUUUUACCUAGUGGUUUUAAGAUGGUGAACUUUAUUAGCUAUCGGUCUAGCACUUUCAUACCAAUGGGUAAAUGCUUUCCUCUUCUAAGCCAAUACUGAUACAAGGCUCAUCUAAUUACCUGCUAUGUAUGGCUUAGUUUGUUUGCAUUUGUUUGUCUUCUACUGCUUUGUGUUAGCAUUUGUGUUACCAUAAAUUAAGGAUACAAGCCAGUUCAUCUGGUCUCCCUCAUCUUCAUUUUGCAGCAAAAACAAAAAAAAAAAAAAAAAAAAAAAAAACAACUACACACACCAUAGCAUAGUCCCAUGGAGGAGGUUAUAUUAGAGAGUUAUGAGCUUGCAAUGGGUGGAGGUGCAGGUUCUCCUGUGGGUGGUCCUGGCACUCGAAAAGUGUCUAUUUCUUUUUCCUGCCUGCUCCAGCAAGUUGUGGAGUAUCUGAAAAUUCCUCAGCCAGCUUACUACUUGGUUGAUGCAAGGAAGAAUGCUGUGAAGCUUGUCUUGGAGACUGACCCAGGCUUGGGUUUCUAUGUUUAUGAGGGUGGCCCAGCUAAAACAGUAGGAGAAUCGCGUGAAAUAGCUGCUGAAAAAGGCGUUCGUUCACUUAGGAUGGAGUACAACAUUCAGGUUGAGGACUUGACUUCUAAGAAAAUUAAGAAGCUCCAACGCUGUGAAUUUCUCUACCAGAUGAAACGCAUUAAGCUCGAGUCAAUGGAAAGGGAGGCAGGGAAGGUGCCAGUCAAGUGGCCAGAUGUGCCAAACCACAAGCGCUGCAAGAAAUAUGUGUGCAUUGAUUACAUGGAUGUUCUGCGCACUCUAACUGUGGAGACUAAAGCACGUGUUUCGGCUGUGAACACUUUCAAGCUAGGACCAGAAAAGUUUAUUUCAUGGCUUACGAUUUAUGCUCCUACAAUUGCUACUGGAAUGGAAUGCGUUUUUAGUGCUGCUCGUGCUGACUGCAAGGCUACCAAACAAGAGGCUGCUAGGAGGGCUGUAGAUUUCCUGCGCACUGCAUACAAUCUUGACAUAGUUGAUUUGAACUAUGGCAAUGGGGUUUAUGCUGGUAUUAAGUGUUCCUUGGCUAGGGAAAGUUACUUAGUGGCUAAAGAACGUGUAUUGGGGAUUCAAGGUGCUCUGCACUUAGCUCCUUUUUUAGGUGAAGAUGGCUGCAUAACACCUAAGUCUGCUGUGCACAAGAUUCCAACACCUGCUCUUCCUCCACCUCCACCUCGCAAGCCAAAAGCUAGGCCAUCUUUUAGUGACCGCUUCACUCAUGAGCCAUUUGCAGUGCCUCCUGAGUUGGACACCUUGUUUAAGCGGAGGAAGUUUGAUUAGGGAUCAGAGUGAAGCUACAUAAGACCUUGUUUUGCUGGCUUACAUGUUUUGUUUGUGUGUUCCUAUAGGGCCUUAGAUAUGGCAUAUUAGCUUAGUGUGCUGCUUGUAUUCCAGCUUAUUUUGUACUGCUUUAUGUGUUAGUUUUAUUGGCAAGACAUGGUGGAUGUUUUCCCAAAAUAUAAUGUACUCCAGCCUUUUGAGCUUUGAUUAAUGAAGUCUAAUUUUCUUGCCA